This is a messenger RNA of Lottia gigantea (owl limpet), 2283 nucleotides long. RefSeq lists its product as hypothetical. Gene Ontology annotation, biological process: signal transduction. The annotation marks the transcript as partial. The record is from RefSeq and is a predicted model, not a curated record. NCBI's taxonomy places the organism in Eukaryota, Metazoa, Mollusca, Gastropoda, Lottiidae. Gene Ontology annotation, molecular function: 3',5'-cyclic-nucleotide phosphodiesterase activity; protein binding. The transcript is spliced from 16 exons.
CGGGCGAGAAAAGUGUCCGUUAAAAAAGACCGAUCAUCCCUGGUUCAUAUGUCAGAAGAAGAUUUGUUUAUGGAACUAAUUAGAGACAUUGCUAGUGAAUUAGAUGUCAAUGUUUUAUGUCACAAGAUCCUUCAGAAUGUUAGUAUAUUAACUAAUAGUGAUAGAGGAAGUCUUUUUCUAUGUCGAGGAACUAAAGAAAACCGUUAUCUAGUCUCAAAACUGUUUGAUGUUACUGACACAUCUACUUUAGAGGAAUCUAUACACACGGAAGAAAACGAGAUCAAAGUGCCUUUUGGAAAAGGAAUUGCUGGACGCGUAGCUUUAACUAAAGAAACAAUCAACAUUAUAGAUGCAUAUCAGGAUCCAAGAUUUAACCAAGAAGUCGAUGAUAAAACUGGAUAUAGAACUCACAGUAUUUUAUGUUUACCUAUUAUUAAUUAUGAAGGGGAAGUGAUUGGAGUAGCACAAAUUAUCAACAAAAUCAGUGGCAAUCAUGUCUUUACCCCGGCAGAUGAAGAGGUAUGGUAUUCCUUUUACACGUUAUAUUUUUUUCAUUUUCAGGUAUUCAAAAAGUACCUCACAUUCUGUGGAAUCGGUAUCACAAAUGCCCAGUUAUUCGAAAUGUCUGUACAGGAAUUUACCCGCAAUCAGCUAUUAUUACAUCUUGCAAGAGGAGUGUUUGAAGAACAGACCAACUUGAAUAAGCUGAUUGAAAAGAUUAUGUUAGAUGCUCAAGAAAUUCUUAAGUGUGAACGAUGUACCAUAUACUUAUUAGAAGAUUCACUGGAAAACGUAAGACCAUUAUCCACGAGUAGGUUGUUGAAAUAUCGAAAAAUGUGUCUAUUGCAAAAACAAACAUACCCCUUGAACAUAAUAGGAAUUGGAAUUAAAUAUCACUGGAGGUCUGUGAUUUGUUGUGACUAUACAGGAGUAAUACUUAUUUAUUUCAGUCCAAUGGAAAUGGCCAAAAGUAAGAAUACGAAAAUAGCAAAAUAUGUAGUGGUUCAUGGCACGGUAAGAAUUAUUACUUUAUGUUAUCUGUUUCAGUUUGUUGAGGAAGACGGGUUUCAUACGAGAAGUAUAUUAUGUAUACCAAUCUAUAAUAGUGAUAAAAGAAUUACUGGUGUCACGCUUCUUAUUAAUAAAAACAAUUGUAAACCUUUUAAUGAGAACGACGAGAAUAUAAUAGAGGCUUUUUCUAUAUUUACUGGUCUUGGAAUCCAUAAUUGCCAAAUGUAUGAAAAUGCGUGCAGAUUGAUGGCCAAACAAAGUGUAGCAUUAGAAGUAUUGUCGUAUCAUGCCACAGCUCAAACAGAAGAAGCUGCGAAAAUAUUGGAAGACCCAUUACCAACAGCAGAUAAGCUAAGGCUAUACAGUUUUGAUUUUGAUGACAUUCCACUCCCAGAUGAUGGAACAUUGAAGGCAGUCAUUAGAAUGUUCACAGAUUCAGAUGUAAUCAAUCACUUUAAAAUACCCAAUGAGGUAAUGUGUAGAUGGAUCUGUAGUGUCAAGAAGAAUUAUAGACCAGUCACCUAUCAUAAUUGGAGACAUGCUUUUAAUGUUUGUCAAACCAUGUUUACUAUGCUCUAUACUGGAGAAUUGAGACCAAUAUUUGAUGAUCUAGAAAUAUUUGCCCUUAUGGUAGCUUGUUUGUGUCAUGAUUUAGACCAUAGGGGUACAAACAAUGCAUUUCAAGUCAAGGUUGCCAGUCCUCUUGCUAUGUUAUAUAGUACAUCAGUUCUAGAACAUCAUCAUUUUGAUCAUUGUAUCAUGAUAUUAAAUAGUGAAGGAAACAACAUAUUCCAAUCUUUAUCCCCUACAGAUUAUAGGAAUGUAAUAAAAACAUUAGAACAUGCUAUAUUAUCCACUGAUCUAGCUUUAUAUUUCAAGAAAAGAGGAGACUUUAAAUCAUUAGUAGAAAGUGGAGAAAGAGACUUUGAUGAACCGUAUAAAAAAGAUUUGUUGAAAGCAAUGAUGAUGACAGCAUGUGAUGUUGCUGCUAUAACCAAACCAUGGGAAGUUCAACAACAAGUUGCCCAACUUGUAGCCAAUGAAUUCUUUGAGCAGGGUGAUUUGGAGAAAACACAACUGGGAGAAAAACCUAUGCCAAUGAUGGACAGAGAUAAAAAGGAUGAUUUACCAAAAAUGCAAGUUGGAUUUAUUGAUGCUAUAUGUUUACCAGUAUAUAAGACAUUUGCUGAAAUUUGGCCUAGAUUGGAGCCACUGUAUAUGGGUUGCCUUACAAAUCGUAAUAACUGGCAAUCAAUGACAGAAAAUAAGGAA